Scophthalmus maximus (turbot) is the source of this 3561-nucleotide messenger RNA. It is a transcript of the gene ubap1, whose product is annotated as ubiquitin associated protein 1. The record is from RefSeq and is a predicted model, not a curated record. Gene Ontology annotation, molecular function: ubiquitin binding. Gene Ontology annotation, biological process: ubiquitin-dependent protein catabolic process via the multivesicular body sorting pathway. Lineage: Eukaryota; Metazoa; Chordata; Actinopteri; Pleuronectiformes; Scophthalmidae. Bases 181 to 1560 code for a protein of 459 amino acids. The transcript has 7 exons. Gene Ontology annotation, cellular component: ESCRT I complex.
CCAGUUGAAGGGAGCUUGACAAAUCAAGAUGGCGUCCCACGCCGAAGCUGGAAAGAGGUAUCAAAAUAAAUAAAACUCCCUCGGAGGACGGUCGAAUUCGGUUGCCACUUCGACAAGACGUCGUUCGGAUUUCGAAGGAGCAGCACGCGGCAGAUACAGGUCUGUUUUCAGAGUCUCUAAAUGGCUGCGAGGAAGUCUGGAUCAGAUGCAUACAACAAUGGACCCAUCAGUUACCUUGAUGCCGUUCCCUUCAAGAUUAAUGAAAAAUUCCGCUGCCCGGCCAAAGUUGGGCUGCCUGUUGGUUUCUGCCUGCCUGACUGUGGCUCUUUGCUGGUGGACACACAGUAUGACUUUUCUUUGGAGAGGCGUAGUGUGCGGUGGGGGGUUGAACUGGCUGAGGCUAGAGCAGCAGAGGCCAGAGCAGAAGAGGCAGCAGCCAAGCAGGAGGCAGAGAGCCGAGAGGGUCUGGCUCAGGCCCAGGACAUUAAUGGAGGUGGAGGAAAGAAACCCCGGUCUGCUGCAGACGACCAGGACCUUCUACCACCAGCAAUGAACCCCGUCCUGGCAGGACUGAGCCACAAUGCCAUCCUCACUCCACUACCUGCUCCAAGCCUCGGCCCCAGGAAAACCCAGCCUAGUAUUCCUCAGCUGCACAGCCUCAACCUAGCUGACUUUGAGCGGGAAGAGGACCUCUUUGACAAGUUGGAACUCAAAACUUUGGACGAUAGGGAGGAGCUCAGGAACAUUCUCCAGAGUCAGCCCCAACCGCAGCCUCCCCCCUCUAUAUCCCCACCAGAAGUGUCCCAGAUAGGGUCAGUGUCUCGUGGAAACAGCCCGUCUCCUCCCAGCUGCAACACCAGCCUCCCAGCCAAGCCAGCCUUUACCCACAAACCCAAUGGGUUGGUUGCCUUACUGGACAUGGACAGGGUUGGCCAUCCCGGGAGAUUGGGAUUUGACACUGAUGACCGACCCUGUAACAUACGCUCUCUGAGUUUUCCCAAGCUCUCUGAUUCUGGUGACCCAGAGCCAGUGAGGUACAGCCCACUCCCUGCACCCAGAGCGAACCUACCCAAUGGCAGCCCGCUGACCAUUCCCAAGACCCAAGUUAUUGUUGCCCCUGAGCCACCUAGCCACAUCAAGAGUGGCACACCAAAACUGGGUAACCCAGGUUCAGGACCUGCUGGUUUGCCAUGUGGCGGAGCCCUGCUCAGCAUGACCCCCAGCGAGCGUCAGUGUGUGGAAACCCUUGUAGGCAUGGGGUACUCUUAUGAGGGUGUGCUACGGGCCAUGCAGAGACAAGGGCAAAAUGUGGAGCAGGUACUGGACUAUCUUAUUUUGUCUGGACGUCUGUGUGAGCGGGGCUUUGAUGCGAGUGCCGUGGAGGAAUGUUUAGAGAUGUACCAAUGCUCAGAGGAAAAGGCCUUGCAGUUCCUUGAACUAAUGUCAAGAUUUGGCGAAAUGGGAUUUGAGCGGGAUGCCAUCAAAGAGGUGCUGCUGGUCCACAACAAUGACCAGGAAAAGGCUCUAGAGGACCUGAUGUCUCGUGCCGCAGCCAGCUGAGCCAAGCUUACCAGCCAACUGAAGCCCAGCCCACGACUUGCUUCCCACUACCACCCGACACAGCCCCUUUCCUUCUGCCUACCCAAUCACACCAUGCCCUGUCCUUGCCUUGGCUGUGGAAGGGGCGGCUGGGAAAUGGUUGUAUUUCUCUCUGUGCUAAAAUGUAUUGUCUCAGCACUUCUUAAAGACUGUGUGCCUAGAGUGGAGGGGGUCAAAGUGUAGCAAUUAAUGGUGGUGUUUUUUGGAGGGAUUUGUUUAGUUUUCUAAGAAAUCCUGGGGUUGGGCUCCAGGAUUUUGAUACAGCUACAUUAUUCAAGAAUGCUAAAAAAAUGACUGAUCUAGGAUGGAUGAACUGGAAGGAGUGGGCUGUGGCGACUUGAUGCCAUUCUCAUUAGCUUCCACUUGGAAGUGUUUACCUGUCUGCUGGCAAAGCUUUCGGAACGCACGGUGAGCUGGCGACUGUGCGUGCGCACAGAAAGACCAGUCUGAACUCUUGAAACUCCAAAACAAGUAAGCUGCCAUCUUCCACUGCUCAGUGCAGACUUAGUAAAUGGUGGAGGGGAUAGGGGGGCUUGAGGAGGCCCUCUUCAAACUGAACCAACUAACAUUAAAGGUAAAAAAAAAGGAAAUCAAUAAAAAAGAAAGGACGAUGAAAAAAGAAACAGGCAACGUCAACAGACGGAGAACUGAAUCUCUGGAAGUGCCCUCUCUGCUCUGGUGCCCUGCAUCUCGUUCUGUUCAACUUUAUGCUUUUGUUAACUCUUUUUUUUCUGUUCAUUUGAGCACUUUUUCAUGUCAGUUUCAAGAUUCAAUUUCUUUGCUUUCUGUUUUAGGAACUGCAUAAUAGAUCCUUAGUCAUUAUAACUCAAAACAGAAUAAGUACUACUACCCCAUGUGCUGUUUGAGCUGCACUAGAACGGCCUGUUAAAUGAGUCGGGGGGAUCGGGAAAGUUCCUCUGGAGGAUUAAAAGAAAUAUCCCAUAACCCACCGGCACUGCGGUGUCGCAUAGGUGCACACGUGUUUCAUAAUUAGCAACUUAUUUAAAACCGUACACUGACACUUUCAUAAAAAAAAUGAGUGUGUUAUGAUAAUGUAAUUAUGUUAAUUUACAAAAGUGAUUUGCUUUUAGCUGUCACAGACUUCUGUUUGCAGACUGGAAAAGAGUGAGUGGUUUAACAAGAAACAAUACAUAAGCAAGGAUGGUUUCUGCAGCCUCAUCACGGUGCAAUAGAGAUAUUUCAUAAUGUGUGACUAUUGUUUGCCAUUUUUAACCUCAAGUAAAUGUUGGGAGUUAAGAAAUUUUUUUUUUUCAAGCCUUGCUGGAAAUUUGUAUGUAGCUCGUAAGAAAAGGUUUUUAUUUCAGCGAUUUCUAUCAUUUAUUGUCUGUUAUCGGAAUUCAUGCCACAAAAUCUAAUCAAACAUGACUUUCAUUUGUUGACUUGUCCACUUUUUUUGUUCUCAUGUAUGAUGUGAAAUGAGAGCUCAUCUUGACUUUGGGUUCACUAGCAUCUCCACGUUCUUAAAUGUGAAGUUAAAAACAAAAGGUUCAACCAGCACAUGCCAGAAGCAUCCUUUAUUUUCAAAGUGUGUCAAUGAACUUCCUGACUUCCAUAUGUUUAAAGAACGUGUCUGCUCAGCUGCACCAAGGGCAAAGAUGGCCGAGAGUUUCAGGAUGGCGAUUGUGAGAGAUGGUAACAGAUUAAGGGCCUUUUAUUUAGCAAAAUGUGACUUGGGAGAACUGGUACUUAACUUAGAGCAGGUCCAGGACUUUGUUCUCUCCUGAACGAACACCAAUUGAACAUUUCUAACUACCAGUGUAUUUUACAACAAUCCCGGGGGUUUGAUAAAUGUAUCUUUUGUGCCGUUUAUUUUCUAUAUGGACAUCAUUUUGCUUGUUUGAUUGAAAAUAUUAGCUACCAACCGUUUGCAGAACACACCGUACCACUCAAACCAGAGGGAUAAGCACAUGCUUGCAGUAAAUAAACACCACUUUGCUUGUU